Medioppia subpectinata is the source of this 846-nucleotide messenger RNA. The record is from the annotation of a GenBank genome assembly. NCBI's taxonomy places the organism in Eukaryota, Metazoa, Arthropoda, Arachnida, Sarcoptiformes, Oppiidae.
AUGAAAUUAAAGUCAAGUCUGUAUUCAAUUGAAUGCCUUUCGAGACACCAAUCGAUUCGUUGCUAUCGUUUCGGAAGUCGUGUCAAAAAAGAGGGCUUUUAUUAUCCAAAUGAAUACCAAAUGAACGACAAGUUUAUGGCUAAUGACCACAAAAUGAGUGCUCAAGAGUUGAGACUCAAGAGGAAUAAGUUGUUCGACAAUGAGCUGAAACGACAGUCAGAGUUAGUGACGAGGAUUGAGAAGAUCACUGUAUCGGUGGUGAACCCAUUCGGCGCUGAAGACAUUCAAACCAUUGAUCUCAUGAUGAAUCGGUUCCUAUCGACGCCUCGACACUGCGGUCAACACAUCCAUCAACUCAUUACCGAGAGAUCUGUUGUGGCGCUCAUCGACGGCAAGACUUUUUGGGACAUUAAUAGACCGCUCGUCAGUGACUGUAGUCUUCAAUUCAAGCACUUUAAAGAAGCGAAUCCUCAUUUCGUGAACAAGACUUUCUGGAGAAGUUGUUCACUAAUGUUGGGAUCAGUCAUCGAGAAGGCCUUCAAAGACAACAUUGAAGUGAAACUUCAUUCGUGGCCUAAACCUGACAUAAACUCCGGAAGUUUUGUUUAUGACGUUUGCGUGGAUUUGAAAGAUUGGGUCCCAAGAAGUGAAGAGUUGAGAGUUUUGACAGCAAUGCUCCAGAAGAUGACAUUAGAAGACAUACCUUUCGAACGGUUGGAUGCGAACAAAGAGUUGGCGAAACAGAUGUUUGAACACAACUCCAUUAAAAGAGAACAAAUCGAUUCGAUCGCUAAGACUAAUGGUUCCGAUUCGGUGACACUCUAUCGCGUCAAAGACCACAUCGAC